Molecule: messenger RNA, 777 nt
Organism: Prinia subflava (tawny-flanked prinia)
Lineage: Eukaryota; Metazoa; Chordata; Aves; Passeriformes; Cisticolidae
Product: complexin-3-like
Exons: 3
Coding region: 1-459 (152 amino acids)
Biological process (GO): neurotransmitter transport; regulation of neurotransmitter secretion; synaptic vesicle exocytosis
Cellular component (GO): SNARE complex; terminal bouton
Molecular function (GO): syntaxin binding
Source: RefSeq, a predicted model, not a curated record
AUGGCCUCCUUCUUCAUGGCUGCCCUGAAGAGCUUCCAGGGGGCCAAGGAUGAGUCACCCAAGGGGGCCCCCAAGGAUGACAAGGCAGCGGCACUGCCCAACGGCAUGGCUCGCGAGGAGUUUGAGGAGUACCAGCGGCAGCUGCUGGAGGAGAAGAUCGAGCGGGACAAGGUGUUUGCACAGAGGAAGGCAGAACGGGCCACGGUGCGGAUGCACCUGCGGGACAAGUACCACCUGGCCCAGGACGAGAGGGAUGGGGCCCAGGUGCACGUGGCCGGAGGUGUGGUGGAGCUGCCGCAGGACUUGGCAGCAAUGGUGCACAGCGAGGAGGAGGAGGAGGAUGGCAGCACCGGGGCCUUCACCUUCCUGGCAAAGCUGCGAGAGGUGGAGCUGCCGGCGCUGCGGAACCGCGCGUUGGGCGGCGUGGACCAGGUGAAGGAGAAGUGCGCCCUGAUGUAGCACCACUGCCCGCCCCGCGACAGGUGACACCGCAGCCCGUGUCCCCGGGAGCCACAGAAUGCGGAGGCUCUGGGGGCCUCUCCUCGGAGUGCGGGUGCCGAUACACGUUAGGCGUGAGUUUUCUUCCCCAAACCAUUCCCCGUUGCUUUCCCAGGGUGUGCAGGGGUGCAGAAUGCCCGGGUCCCCUCCAGCCGUCAUGGUCAGGUCCCUCUCGUGGUGCUCCUGGUGUGAGCCCCCAUAUGAGGCAGGCCCCAGACACUGUUAACCCCCUCACCAGCCCUGGCACCGUGCACCAUUUGGCUCAAUAAAUACAGCAUU